Messenger RNA from Durio zibethinus, 1668 nucleotides. RefSeq names its product putative terpene synthase 9. Gene Ontology annotation, biological process: diterpenoid biosynthetic process. The record is from RefSeq and is a predicted model, not a curated record. NCBI's taxonomy places the organism in Eukaryota, Viridiplantae, Streptophyta, Magnoliopsida, Malvales, Malvaceae. Gene Ontology annotation, molecular function: magnesium ion binding; terpene synthase activity.
GCAAAAGCCAGUUAUAUUGUUAUAUACUUGACAACAGUUAUGGACUUCAAUGUAGUGCAAGUGACUCAACGGCGAUCCGCCGGUUACCUUCCGACUGUUUGGGACCCUGAACUCAUCAAGUCCUUUAGCCCUCUGUAUACUUAUGAGAGUCAUGGCAGUCGUUUGGAGGAGCUGAAGCAAGCUGCUAGGUGUUUGUUGACAUCCUUAAAUCAAACUGAAGAAAAAUUAGAUCUCAUCAAUACAAUACAACGAUUGGGAGUGGCGAAACAUUUUGCAAAAGAGAUAAACGAGGUUCUUGAUCAUGUUAAUCCGAAUAUUCCCUGUGAUCUCUACACUGUCGCACUGCAAUUUCGGCUUCUGCGUGAGAAUGGUUUCUUCAUUACCUCAGAUGUGUUUAACAAGUUCAUGGACAGUGAUGGGAAGUUCAAAGACAGCUUAAGAGAAGAUGUAGAUGGGCUGUUGAGCUUGUACGAAGCUUCAUACCUUGGGCAGCAUGGAGAAGAUGUUUUAGAUGAGGCCCAAACGUUUAGCACUAAACAUCUAAAAUUAGUAAUGGAGAAGUUGGAGAAUGAUUUAGCGGAGCAAGUAAAAGAAUCGCUUCACGUUCCAAUAUAUUGGAGGCUGCCUAGAAUGGAAGCUCGAAACUUCAUCAGUAUCUACCAAAAGGAUGCUAAAAGGAACUUCCUUUUGCUCGAACUUGCUAAGUUGGACUUCAAUCUCUUGCAGUCGGUUUACCUCAAGGAGCUAAGGGAGCUCGCAGAGUGGUGGAAGGAUUUGAACAUCAAGGAAAAGUUACCAUUCGCACGAGAUCGGAUGGUUGAGUGUUAUUUUUGGGCAACGGGGAGUGUUCCAGAGCCACAAUUCUACAAAUGCAGGAGGAACCUCACAAAAUUUGGAAGUUUGACAACAGUCUUAGAUGAUGUAUAUGACAUUUAUGGUUCGAUGGAUGAGCUUGAUGCAUAUACAAAUGCAGUGAAUAGGUGGGAUCUUGAGGCUAUGGAGGAACUUCCAGAGUAUAUGAAAGUAUGCUACUCAGCCAUGUACAACCAUGUCAACGAAAUGGUCGAGGAUGCCUCAAAUGAUCUUGGCUUAGAUAUUCUACCCUAUAUCAGGGAUCAGUGGGUGUGUUAUUCAAGAUCGUUGCAUGUAGAAGCAGGAUGGCAUAAUGGUGGAUACAUGCCUACUUUGGAUGAAUAUUUUAAAAAUGCAUGGAUCUCAAUCGGCAUUUCUGUGGGCUUGGCCUACGCAUUCCUUGGAGUGCUAGAGGAUUCCAAAUCACAUCGUAAUUUUCCAUUACAAUUCUUCGAGCAUUGGCAUGAAUCUGAGUUAUUUUAUUGGCCUUCCUUAAUCGCCCGACUUUUGGAUGAUUUAACAACUUCCAAGAUGGAGAUGGAAAGAGGAGAGACAACAAAUUCAAUCCAAUGUCACAUGAUUCAAGAAGGGGUGUCUGAAGAAGAAGCACGAGCUCACAUAAAAGGCUUAGUAAGUGAUUCAUGGAAAAAGUUAAACAAGUUUAUUGUACAUCAUUCUCUUCCGGUUGGAUUUGCCAAUGCUGCAAUGGCAAUGACAAGAUGUGUUCAACGAAUGUAUCACUUCGGUGAUUGGUUUGGCAUUCAAAGCAAGGCAAACAUAGAUUGUGUGAAUUCUUCAUUGUUCAACCCCGUUUAG